ACUCUGACAUAUCUGUGGCGUAGUAAUGACGUUUAAAAUUUCAAUCGUCGGCCAAUAUUCCUGUAUCGUAGCGAAAAACAAGCUUAAGAUAAAAUUGGUGCACUUUUAAAAGUCCAGUUCGGUCAGCGUUUACUCAAUAAUAAUUUUCUACAGCUUCUAGAUUAUUUUAGUUCUCGUGAGAAGUUAUUACAGCGCAGGUGCACACUGGAACGAGACUUGAUUCCAAUUCCACAGAACAUCGUCGUUACGUAGACAAAAGUGGAUCCCAAAACAUCCCGAAGUAGACUUUACCAGUGAAAUAGGCAGUAAAAUCGUUUUUCUUUACCAUGGCGUACUGUAUGCGAGUUUUGCAUCGCCAUGGAGGAAAAGCGAGUGCCGUUGUCCUCCAAGAUGUACAGAUACGGUGCUUUCAUGUUUCACCAUUGGCAGCCGCUGCAGCAAAAACUGCGAUGUCCAAAUUCGAUACGGAUCCCUUACCCUAUGAUAAGCUCGUUAAAAAUCUUGAAGUAGUGAAGAAAAGAUUAAACAGACCUUUAACUCUAUCAGAAAAAGUAUUGUACUCACAUAUAGACCAACCUGAUAGCCAGGAAGUUGCAAGAGGAACCUCCUAUUUGCGUCUACGUCCUGACAGAGUGGCUAUGCAAGAUGCCACAGCCCAAAUGGCUAUGUUACAGUUCAUCUCUUCGGGUCUCAAAAAAGUUGCAGUACCAAGCACAAUCCACUGCGAUCACUUGAUUGAAGCCCAAGUUGGUGGUCCUAAAGAUUUAGCACGUGCCAAGGACAUAAACAAAGAAGUAUAUGAGUUCUUAAGUUCAGCAGGAAACAAAUAUGGAGUUGGAUUUUGGAAACCCGGAUCUGGUAUUAUCCAUCAAAUUAUUCUGGAAAACUAUGCUUUCCCAGGGUUACUUAUGAUUGGUACCGACUCCCACACUCCGAAUGGUGGUGGAUUAGGUGGUUUGUGUAUUGGUGUAGGAGGAGCCGAUGCUGUUGAUGUCAUGGCUAACAUCCCAUGGGAAUUGAAAUGUCCCAAAGUUAUUGGAGUGCACUUAACUGGUAAACUUUCUGGAUGGACCUCGCCUAAAGAUAUCAUCUUGAAGGUUGCUGACAUUCUAACUGUCAAGGGCGGUACUGGAGCUAUCGUGGAGUACUAUGGGCCAGGUGUAGAAUCUAUUUCUUGCACUGGUAUGGCCACUAUUUGUAAUAUGGGUGCUGAAAUCGGAGCCACUACAUCUGUUUUCCCAUACAACAGGAGAAUGAGUGACUACUUAAAGGCAACUCAACGAGAAUCAAUUGCCAAAGCAGCCGACAAAGUUGAAAAAGUUUUACUCAAUGGAGAUCCAGGGGCUCCCUAUGAUCAAAUCAUCGAAAUUAACUUGGAUACACUGGAACCUCAUAUAAACGGUCCUUUCACUCCUGAUCUGGCUAGUCCAAUCAGUAAACUGGGAGCUAAUGCCAAAAAGAAUGGUUGGCCUUUGGAUAUUAAAGUUGGUCUUAUUGGUUCUUGUACCAACAGCUCCUAUGAAGAUAUGGGUAGAUGUGCCAGUAUCGCCAAAGAAGCAAUGCAACAUGGUAUUAAAUCGAAAAUCCCAUUCAACGUCACACCUGGAUCGGAACAGAUUCGCGCUACCAUCGAAAGAGACGGGAUUUCAAAAACUCUAACCGAAUUCGGCGGCACUGUUUUAGCGAACGCUUGUGGUCCGUGUAUCGGUCAAUGGGAUCGUAAGGACGUUAAGAAGGGCGAGAAGAACACCAUCGUUACGUCGUACAAUCGUAACUUUACCGGUCGUAAUGAUGCCAAUCCUGCCACUCACGCUUUUGUUACCUCACCCGAAUUGGUUACUGCUUUGAGUAUCGCCGGAACGUUGGAUUUCAACCCUGUGACCGAUGAACUCACAGGAUCUGACGGUAAGAAAUUCAAACUAUCCUCCCCGUUCGGCGACGAGCUUCCGGCCAAAGGUUUCGAUCCCGGCCAGGACACCUACCAAGUCCCUGUAGCCGACGGCAGCGGCGUCAACGUUCAAGUCGACCCCAAGUCGCAACGGUUACAACUGUUGGAACCCUUCGACAAAUGGGACGGAAAGGAUCUCGACGAUCUGGUCGUUCUCAUCAAGGUCAAAGGAAAGUGUACCACCGAUCACAUAUCAGCGGCAGGACCCUGGUUGAAAUACCGUGGACAUUUGGACAAUAUUUCAAAUAAUAUGUUUAUUGGUGCCACAAAUUCCGAAAACAACGAAAUGAACAAAAUUAAAAAUCAACUCACCGGAGAGUGGGGAGCAGUACCUGAUGUAGCUCGCGACUACAAAGCGAAAGGCGUAAGAUGGGUAGCAGUCGGGGACGAAAACUACGGCGAGGGUUCGUCGAGAGAACACGCCGCUCUGGAACCGCGUCAUUUGGGUGGUCGCGCCAUCAUCGUCAAAUCUUUUGCCCGUAUCCACGAAACCAACCUGAAGAAACAGGGUCUAUUGCCCCUCACCUUCGCCAAUCCCAGCGACUACGACAAAAUCCAACCCACCGAUAAGAUCAGCUUGAAAAACUUGAAGAGUUUGGCGCCCGGCAAACCCGUAGAAUGCGAAAUCAAACAUGCAGACGGUAGCGUCGAUAAAAUCCAGCUCAAUCACACCCUGAACGACCUUCAAAUCACUUGGUUCAAGGCAGGCAGCGCUCUCAAUAGAAUGAAAGAAUUAGCGAAAUAAAUUAUUAUUAUUUUUUAAUUUCUAUGAAUAGAAUUUAGGAUGCGAAAAUAAUUACAAUUCUCUCUUUAACGGAGGAAAAUGUUGAUACAAUUAAUUAAUUGAAAAGUGAUAUCAAGUACUGAUGGUUCGGCCGUGCCGAAUCAUGCUUCUCUGUAUAGUAAUUAUUUUGUGUAAUUCUUAUCAAUUUCCAGGUUUCCGUAACUUAUGUACAUACUUAAUUAUUUUUUUUCAUUGCGGUACAUUGUAAGGACAAUAAACAUCUCAAAUUUUA
This is a messenger RNA of Sitophilus oryzae (rice weevil), 2964 nucleotides long. RefSeq names its product probable aconitate hydratase, mitochondrial. Gene Ontology annotation, molecular function: 4 iron, 4 sulfur cluster binding; aconitate hydratase activity. The record is from RefSeq and is a predicted model, not a curated record. Gene Ontology annotation, biological process: tricarboxylic acid cycle. The transcript has 8 exons. Gene Ontology annotation, cellular component: cytosol; mitochondrion. The coding region runs from base 327 to 2693 and encodes 788 amino acids. Lineage: Eukaryota; Metazoa; Arthropoda; Insecta; Coleoptera; Curculionidae.